This is a messenger RNA of Archocentrus centrarchus (flier cichlid), 1034 nucleotides long. RefSeq names its product ankyrin-2-like. The record is from RefSeq and is a predicted model, not a curated record. Lineage: Eukaryota; Metazoa; Chordata; Actinopteri; Cichliformes; Cichlidae. The transcript has 3 exons. Bases 101 to 646 code for a protein of 181 amino acids.
GUUGAGGGGGAGGGCCUGGCCAGCAGGCUCAUAGAGGUGGGACCUUCUGGAGCUCAGUUCCUUGGUAAACUCCACCUCCCCAGUGCCCCUCCACCUCUAAAUGAGGGAGAAAGUUUGGUUAGCAGAAUCCUCCAGCUUGGCCCACCGGGAACAAAAUUCCUUGGCUGGACAGCAGACCUCUACAGCUUCAGCACCAGCUGCCACAAAAGUAAAGACAGAAAAGUGUGGGGAUUCUGGUUUAGGGACCACUGGUGACCAACUCUCUACAGAAAUGACCCUCCUUGUCUCUUCCAGCGAGGCUACAAAUGAGUCCUCUCAUUCAACAACACCCACUAAAGAGAAAAGGGAGCCAUUUAAAGAGCCCAUUGAGUUCUUUGAAGAGAUAAGUGAUGAAGCAGCAAAACUUGUGGCAAGGUUGGCACACGCAGAGACAGACAAAGAGCGAGAAGUUGCAGCCGCCAUCUCAGAUGAUGAGAGCAGUCUCACUGAUCCUUCAAUCAUAGAAAGAGAACAUUUCCCAGAGAUGCAGUUCCCUCCCUCAGGAGACAUCUUUCCUAUUAGACCACUGUGGGACGAACCUGUUGAGACACAGAUGCAGCGAAUCCCAGAUGAUAAAGUCCAAAGUCAAGGUAUCCCCCCAGUUUAAGGGGCUAUUCUCUAUCUCUUGUGCCUUGUUAGUACAAUAGCUGUAAAGGUGCUGCCUCUCUGUCUCUUGCCAUUAUGUCCUGUUGAAGUUAAAAAAAAAGUUGGUGUGUUGCUAGAGCUGUAUUUUUGUUUGUAAUGAUGUCUCACUUUCCUUCUAUGUGUGCUGGAAAUCUCACGAUUGACUACAGGCUUUAUCUAACUUGUGAAAACAACUUAGUGACUAAACCCUUUAAAGAUUAAAAUGUGAAUAACACUCUAAACAAUUAUGUGUAAUGGCAAAAAUGUUGUAUAUAUUAAAAUGCUCAUGCACUCUGCACAGACACGUUAUGUUCUAGGGUCUAUGUUUAGAUCCAUAAAUAAUCCUGUGUAAUGAAACUGACAAAAAGAAA